UGUUGUUUCAUCAGCCUUUCAGCGAAACCACACUGCAAAAAAAGGAAAACUCAAAAAAUCAAUGGCAAUUCAAAGGGGCUACCCGAAGGCAAAAUCAGCGAAGCCCAGAUCUCCAAUCAUCAUAAUCACAGCUUGUAUCGCAUGCGUUGCUCUACUCUACCUUAUUUCUUCCUCAUUUUCCACUCCGACAACUUUACAGAAUUUAGUAAAUACCCCCCAAAAUCGUCACAAUUUGCAGGAGAAGUACUUAUAUUGGGGCGGUAGAAUUGACUGUCCGGGCAAGCAUUGCGAUUCUUGCGAGGGUUUGGGCCACCAAGAAUCUAGCCUUAGGUGUGCCCUAGAAGAAGCUUUGUUUCUCGGAAGGACCUUCAUAAUGCCUUCUAGGAUGUGUAUCAAUCCUAUACAUAAUAAAAAAGGGAUUCUCCAUCAGUCUGGCGAUGUUGUUUCUGACGAAGGGUGGGCAGGUAGCUCGUGUGGUAUGGAUUCUUUGUACGAUUUGGAUCUCAUAUCGAACACAGUACCUGUUAUUUUGGAUAAUUCGAAAACCUGGCAUCAUGUCCUUACAACAAGCAUGAAAUUGGGGUCCAGAGGGAUAGCACAUGUGCAAGGUGUUAGUCGAGCCGAUCUUAAAGAAAAAAAUAUGUAUUCAAAUCUUUUACUCAUAAAUCGAACUGCGAGCCCUCUUUCGUGGUUCAUGGAGUGCAAGGAUCGGAAUAACCGCAGUUCGAUUAUGUUGCCAUAUUCAUUCCUUCCUUCAAUGGCUGGAAAAAAGCUAAGAGAUGCUGCAGAAAAGAUUAAGGCACAACUGGGAGAUUACGAUGCUAUACAUGUUCGGCGAGGUGAUAAGAUCAAAACCAGAAAAGAUAGAUACGGUACUGAACGAAGCUUACAUCCCCAUCUUGAUAGAGACACCCGCGCCGAGUUUAUGCUCUGUAGAAUCUCGAAGUGGGUCCCACCUGGCCGAACCCUUUUCAUUGCAUCGAACGAAAGAUCUCCCGGCUUCUUUUCGCCUUUGGGUGUAAGGUAUAAGUUGGCGUAUUCGUCGAAUUACAGUAGUCUAUUGGAUCAAUUGGUCGAGAAUAAUUAUCAAUUAUUUAUGGUGGAGAGGCUUAUUAUGAUGGGAGCAAAAACGUUUAUUAGAACGUUUAAAGAAGACGAAACGGACCUUAGCCUUACCGACGAUCCUAAGAAGAACACUAAGAUGUGGCAAAUACCUGUUUUAACUAAGGAUGGAACUGAUGAAUGCUGAUUUUUUUUAUUUUAUAUUUUAUUUUAUUUAUGCUAUAGAUGAAACUUUUUCUCUGUGAAUCAAACUCUUGGCAGAGUAAGAGUUUUCUGUCACACACACUAUUAGGGGGGACUACAUCUUAAUUACAUGAAAGAUGAGGCGCCUGUGAGUGAAAGGAAAGUCAACUGGUUUAGAGUGGUGUUAGACUUGGAGAGAGAGUAUGAACUGACAAUAUGUAUGUAAUUUGUAUUUAAAACUGAAAACUGAAAUGGUUCCUCUGCUUUAUUUUUUUAUUUUUUAUUUUGGUAACUUUUUCGAUCGAUGUUAAUGAAAAUCAGUGACCGAGCUAGUAUAAG
This is a messenger RNA of Erythranthe guttata (spotted monkey flower), 1584 nucleotides long. RefSeq names its product plant/protein. Gene Ontology annotation, cellular component: Golgi apparatus. NCBI's taxonomy places the organism in Eukaryota, Viridiplantae, Streptophyta, Magnoliopsida, Lamiales, Phrymaceae. The record is from RefSeq and is a predicted model, not a curated record.